Messenger RNA from Priapulus caudatus, 2817 nucleotides. RefSeq names its product low-density lipoprotein receptor-related protein 4-like. NCBI's taxonomy places the organism in Eukaryota, Metazoa, Priapulida, Priapulimorpha, Priapulimorphida, Priapulidae. The coding region runs from base 22 to 2817 and encodes 931 amino acids. The transcript is spliced from 19 exons. Gene Ontology annotation, molecular function: calcium ion binding; protein binding. The record is from RefSeq and is a predicted model, not a curated record.
GACGUGAGCUGUCAGCCGGGCAUGUUCAAGUGUCGCACGGGCCGCUGCAUCCAGCUGUCCUGGCACUGCGACCAGGAGUUCGACUGUGAGGACAACAGUGACGAGGAGGAUUGCAUCAAGCGCGCGCACAUGAACGGCACCGGCAUCGGGGACGUCGUCACGAGCGGGCUGGACAGCCCCGGCGGGCUGGCGGUUGACUGGAUCGGUGACAAGCUGUUCUGGGCUGACUCCGGCACAUCUCGCAUCGAGGUCGCCAACCUGGAUGGAUCCUCCAGGAAGGCCCUCAUCUGGAAGAACCUGGAGAAACCCAGAGCCAUUGUCGUGCAUCCUGGGGAGGGCACCCUCUACUGGACGGACUGGGGAUCAACGCCGAAGAUUGAGCGCGCGGCGAUGGAUGGGUCGGAGCGUAUCGUCAUCGCUGACAAGUCGUUAUUCUGGCCGAACGGACUGACGAUUGACUACGCGGCGGGAAAGCUGUACUGGGCCGACGCGAAGCACCAUGUGAUCGAAUGCUCAAACCUAGAUGGUAGCAAGCGCAAGAGCGUCAUCAGUCAAGGCCUGCCGCAUCCAUUCGCUCUCACCAUCUUUGAGGACCAGCUCUACUGGACCGACUGGCACACAAAGAGCAUCAACAAGGCGAACAAGCUGACAGGCAACGACAUCUCGACUGUGCACAAGCAGCUGCACUUCCCCAUGGACAUCCACACCUUCCACCCGCAGCGGCAACCUCCAUCCUUGAAUCGCUGUGGUCAGCGUAAUGGCGGAUGCAGCCACCUAUGUCUGCCCAGCAGCCGCGCUUUCUCCUGCGCUUGCCCUACCGGCUUCAGACUCGAGGCGGACCAGAAAACCUGCGCGGAAAGGAUCGACACGUUCCUGCUGUUCGCGCGCCGCUCCGACAUGCGACGCAUCUCUCUCGACACGGACGACCUCAUGGACGUGGUGCUCCCCCUGGUGGACGUGCGCAGUGCCGUCGCGCUAGACUGGGACGCUGACGGCCGACACAUUUACUGGAGCGACGUCACCGCUGAUCGCAUUAGCCGGGCUAACUGGGAUGGCACUAACCAGGAGGUGCUUGUCAGCACUAGCAUGGAGUCGCCGGCGGGCCUGGCAGUCGACUGGGUUGGUCGCAAGCUCUACUGGACUGAGGCAGGGCUCGAUCGCAUUGAAGUUGCCAACCUGGAUGGCUCCAUGCGCACUGUGCUCGUGUGGGACGGGCUAGAUCGCCCCCGUGACAUCAUUGUAGACCCCAUUGGAGGACUGGGUGAGUCACCUAAGAUAGAGCCGCGCCGGCCAUGGACGGGCUCGAAUCGGCAGACUCCAUCACCAGCCAAUGACAUGGCGCCGGACGACGGCGUCUGCUGUUUGAUACCGACCACGCGCGGUCUACUGGUCCGGAAUGCUGGCAUGAAGACGAUUCGAGCGUCGAUCUGGCAUCCGUUCGGAUGCUCUGUAUGGGAUAUGAUCUACUGGACCGCGGCGGCGAAGAACGUUCAACGAGCGGACAGCAGGGAGGCUGCAUCGCACGGUCUGUGCGCGGCAACUGGAGAAUUCCAUGGACAUACCCUGUACCACGCGGCGGCAGAUGGGGAUACAGCUGUGCCUGUCCCACAAGGCUUCAACCUGGUCGACAGGCGCCCCUGCUCUACAGAGCUGCGUGAGUUUCUGAUCUUCGCGCGCGGCACAGACAUCAGCACCAUCUCGCUGACAGCGCCAUACUACGCUGACGUCGUGCUGCCGAUACCUAACCUACGCAACGCCAUCGCCAUCGACGUUGAUCGCGUCGACAAGAAGCUCUACUGGUCAGACAGCAUCCUGGACCGCGUCCAGCGGUCAGAGCUCGACGGAUCGCUCGUCGAAGACGUCAUCGUCAACGGCCUGAACACGACGGACGGCCUCGCGGUCGACUCCGUCGGACGCAAGCUCUACUGGACGGACAUGGGCAGCGGUCGCGUGGAGGUCGCCAACCUGGAUGGGUCGAUGCGCAAGGUGCUCAUCUGGCAGAACCUCGACAGUCCGCGCGCGAUCGCCCUGCAGUACCAGGCUGGCUACAUGUACUGGGGCAACCUAAUGAUUGAGUGUGUCAGCCUCGACGGCACCGCGCGACAGACACUCGUCGCCAACGCCCCGCACCCCUACGGUCUCACCGUCAGCGGUGACGCCAUCUAUUGGACCGACUGGCAACUGCGGAGCAUCCAGCGCGCUGACAAGAUGACGGGCCUCGGUGUCAUGACGAUCCGCGACAACCUGCCGAGCCUGAUGGACAUCCAUGCGGUCAAGCUGGGCGCCGACGGAGUGAACAAGUGCGGGGCUAACAAUGGCGGCUGCAGUCACCUCUGCCUCUCCGCUCCCAAGGGCUUCGUCUGCGCCUGUCCCACGGGUCUGCUGCUGCAGGAAGAUGGCGCCACCUGUGAUAACAAUCCGAGCGCGUUCCUGCUCUUCACGGGCCGUUCCAGCAUCCGCCGCAUCUCCAUGGAUACGCACGACAACAUAGACGUCUACGUGCCGGUACCUGACCUGCACAACGUGAUCGCGAUCGACUUCGAGGCGGCCGACGAGAAACUCUACUUCACCGACGUGCACCUCGAUGUCAUCAGGAGAUGCGACUAUAACGGGUCGAACCUUGAAACCCUUGUCAGCAAAGGUCUGCAGACAGUCGAUGGCCUUACUGUGGACUGGGUCGCACGCAAUCUGUACUGGACAGACACGGGGCGUGACAUGAUCGAGGUGUCCAGGAUAGACGGCUCGAGCCGCAAGCUGGUUGUCAGGGAUGACCUGGACGAACCGAGGGCCAUCGCCGUGUUCCCGAGUAGGGGGUAG